Mytilus trossulus (common blue mussel) is the source of this 696-nucleotide messenger RNA. RefSeq lists its product as uncharacterized. Lineage: Eukaryota; Metazoa; Mollusca; Bivalvia; Mytilida; Mytilidae. The coding region runs from base 40 to 696 and encodes 218 amino acids. The transcript has 5 exons. The record is from RefSeq and is a predicted model, not a curated record.
GGUUUCUUCUUGAAUCCCAAGUUUACAAGACAUACAGCAAUGUUGUUUAGAUUCUUGAUUUUGAUUCACGUGUGUGCCUCUUUCCCAUUAAAAUGUCCUGAACCAGCGCAGUGGUCACUCCGUGCAAGAAGUCAUUGUCCAGAUUCGUCUAAGUAUUUUUGCCUGAAGAAUGAUCUUAUAAACGGAUAUUCUGAAAACUGCACAGUAUUCGAUUUUCUACAGCCAGGUAGAAAAAAUGUUCUUCGUGGAGGAUUAGAUGCAGACAUUUGUUCGCCAGAGCGUUACCAACCAUGGCCGAUAACUUUCUUCACAAAUGCUAGUACAAACUGUAUCUUUCUGAAGUCUCUGUGUAAUGAGGAGGGACAAGUGAUCUACGAUAAAGGAAACCGUAACAUCGAUACUUCUUGCCGAUGUGACUACACGAGAGGAUAUAAUUUCCUUUUUAAACCUCGCAAUUCUUGUUUUUGUGUACCAUCAAAAGAAGAUUGUUCGUGUUAUCUAAAGAAAUGUCCUAAAUCGACUGACAUGUUGUCACCAGAUUAUGAAUGCAUUCGUGUAGAAAAUCACAUAACUGUCUCUGAAUGUAAACCAAUUAUCUACGAAAGUGUAAGCAAGAAUACAACGGAUUUUAUACCUAGGAGGGAACUAAUUUCAUAUAAUGGUAUGUAUUUACUUAAAUGGCUUAAUGAUGUUUGA